AUGCGAGAGAGUAUUUCGAAUCAUGUCACUCCUCAGUUGCCUGAACUAUCCACAAUGACAUCUAACAUUCGAAAAUUAAGUGUUAAAUUCAAUCAUGGUCAGUUAACAUCGUCUCACAUUAGAUAUCAAAAUCGUGCUGCAGCUGUAUAUGAUUGUACCGGAUGUUUAAAUGAUGCUAAUUUAGAUUUGAUUUGUCAUUUACAUAGUAUCUGCAAAAAACAGCUAUUAGGUGAUAUACAUGGUGAUUUGGAAUUGAUUUUGGAAAAACACAAUUUAAAAGAUUUAAUUGAAACACGUGAUGUUGAAAAAAUAGCAAAAGAAUUUUGUUCACAUUUUCUUAAACAACAGCUUGAUCAACAAAUUAAAAAUGACAUGAAAUUUCUUGAUUCUUUAUCAUCUAAUACUCAUACAACAGCCGUUUCAUCAUCAAAUGUUUUACAAUCAAUUCAAAAUGAAAUAACUUUACAAAUCGUCUCACCAUCACCAUCAAUUAAAUAUUUAACACUACCAACUGAAAAAGAAAACAAAAAUAAUAAUAAGGCAAUAAAAAUUAUUCAACCAUCAAAAGCUAUUCCUGUUAAAAUUCCACCUUUAGCUAUUACACAUAAACGUGCUGUUAACGAACAAGUGCAUGAUGUUUUACCAACAAAACAAUUAGAUAGAUCAGUUCAACCAAUAACAAUCACAAUUCCAAUUAUUUUUCCACCACAAGUGAUUUCAACAACUUCUAAUCAAAAUGUCAUAUCCAAUAUUUUAAAAGAUAAUGAUAUAUACAGAAAGGAUAUGUCUAAGUAUUAA
Didymodactylos carnosus is the source of this 798-nucleotide messenger RNA. The record is from the annotation of a GenBank genome assembly. Lineage: Eukaryota; Metazoa; Rotifera; Eurotatoria; Philodinida; Philodinidae.